This is a messenger RNA of Hyaloscypha bicolor E, 2488 nucleotides long. RefSeq lists its product as uncharacterized. The transcript has 2 exons. NCBI's taxonomy places the organism in Eukaryota, Fungi, Ascomycota, Leotiomycetes, Helotiales, Hyaloscyphaceae. The record is from RefSeq and is a predicted model, not a curated record. The coding region runs from base 428 to 2488 and encodes 686 amino acids.
CUUUCCCUUCCGGACAACUGCCACUUCAGAAGCUCACUCGUCUCCGGGCUACAAGUGCAACAGAGAAAAAUGGCAAGAACACCAGGAACCAAAGCGUGCUGCCAGUCACGGAGAAAGUUGACCAGCUAAAUGGAUCUUCGAGCCCGAAACCGGCAGAGAAAUCAAGCACCAUUUUGCGACCUGGCUAACAAUAGAUGACCUGGGUCCUAUAUACUGGAUCAGCGGCAAACCAGGCUCAGGAAAGUCAACUCUUUUUCGAUUCCUGUUCGGACACUCCAGGACAAAUACUUGUUUGAAAUCAUGGGCUGGUGAUCUCCCCAUCUCCAAAGCGGGCUUCUUCUUCUGGACGAGUGGGUCUAAAGAACAGCGAUCUCAGGCGGGCUUACUCAGAUCUCUCCUCCACCAGCUUCUCUCUGACAAUAAGGCGAUGAUGCCGAAGACUUUCCCUGAUCUAUGGCAGAAGAUGCAAAUAUUGACGACGAGGGAAAGGAUCGGGCUGUCUCUCGAGUGGGACUCAUCGGAACUCAUGCGUGCAUUCCGCUCCUUCGUGGACGCGGCGGUAGAGAGCUCUAAGAUCUGCCUAUUUAUUGACGGCCUCGACGAGUUCGACGGGAAUCACCUUGUGCUCGUUCAGUUCUUUCAGAGUUUGGGAAAAGGACCGCAUGGCGGCAGAGUCAAGAUGUGCCUUUCUUCGCGUCCCUGGGCCGUUUUCGAACGCUCCUUCCAGCCAUCCGUUCCUAACCUCAAAUUGCAGGAGCUGACUUAUCAGGACAUGUAUGGCUAUGUCUCUGAUACGCUUAGCGCUGAUUCUAAGAUCGGAGGUUGUCUAAAGGAAAAUUCGGAAUUCAAGGACACCCUCUUCGACGAGACUGUUCAACGGGCAGACGGAGUCUUCCUCUGGACUAGGCUUACAGUCAGCAAGUUACUGAAAGAUUUCCAGCCAAGCCUCGGUUUCCAUGACCUGCAAGCCAUUGUUGAAGAGCAGCCAACGGAGCUGGAAGACCUCUUUGAAAAGCUCCUCUUCUUCGAGCAGGACGCCGUUGAAAAAUCUGAGACGGCCAACAUGUUCCGGCUAAUCACCGCCAGAGAGACUGCUGCAAGUUUCAUCAACGACGAAACUGCUAACUUUCUGAAUGUCUGGGAGAUUGCACUCGCCCUAGAUUCCGACGAUGAUUCACUUGCGAUAUCUGACAAUGAGGUGCAGCAGGCAAGCGACGAGGAGGUUCAGGGCAGGUGUGAGAAUACAUGCACUCGAAUCGAAGACCGGUUCAGGGGCCUUCUUGGUAUUUUCCCUCAACGCCAAGGGGCAAACGAGCGAACUACUAGCAUCGAGACUCAAGAUGAAGAGAAUUCAUCCGGCUCCACUCGCAGAGUGGCUGGACACAAAGUCACUUACAUCCACCGAACCGUACGUGACUGGCUCAUGGACGGUGACGGGGUGCGCGAGCUCCUCAUCAGCAAAUCUUCGGGUACUUUUGAUCCUCACCUUCGGCUCCUAAGGGCCGGAAUAAUGGCUUUUAAGAUGCCUGUCGAGAGGCCAUGGCGUCGGCGAUGGCUCAAUGACAGGUGGCCACAGAUUACCGUGUGUAUGACACAUGCGAGGAAUGUCCAACCUAGCCAAACCCUUCUGCAACGGCAGUUUCUGAAUGAGCUGGACGAGGCCAUUGGGUGGUACUGGAUUCCAAGACUUGGAGACCCCACUGACCAUUGGGCGAAGCACGUGUUUAAUAGCUACGAUGUACGGACGAAGGCGCCUCCAAUACGUGAGCCUUAUUUAUACCUUGUUGCGAAGUUUGGAAUUGCCAAUUACGUACCGGAAGAGUUGGAGGGCUUGGUCUUGGGGGACAUUUCAGCUUCCCUCGAACUAACAUCGAAAGAAGGAGGAGAAAUCAAGGAGAACGAGGUGAUCGAUCAAGAGGUGGAGGAGAGAGAUAAAGCUGGGAAAGGAGAGCAAGGAGAGCAGGACGAAGAUGAGGAAGAUGAGGACGAACAAGGCGGAGAAGAGGAAGAAGAAGACACAAGAGAAGGAACACCCCUCCUCUCCUACGCAACCGAGUACAUCUGCUCCCGCCAAAACAGCAUCUACCCACUAUCCUCUCUCUCCUUCAUUCGCGCUCUCCUUCAAAUUCCUUCCCGCCAUAACCCCGGUCCAAACCACACUUACACCGAUUUCAUCCCUGCCGGAGCCCAGAACACCCCCUGGGUUGCCCUUCUCCAGCACCUCCGUCGCGGCCACCGUCGAGGCUGGAUCGCGCACCUUGACAUUGACCCACAAGGUACCACUCGUUGGGCUGAGAUUGUGAGACUGUUUUUGGACGCUGGAGCGGAUGUUGGUGCUGUUGUUUCAGCGGAUCGGUGGCAUCCGGAGAUGAGCGCGCUCGAGGUUCUGGAAAUGCUAGAAAAUGAGUAUUGUGCUACCGAGAUGUGCGGCUUGAGGAAGCAGCUAAUCAAGAAACAGGAGGAGCGCAGAGAUUUUGGAAGUAUAUGA